AGAGAUUUUAUGACCCAACCGAGCAAUAUCGUGGAGUCCCCCGUAACCCAGCAACCGCCUAAUUGGUCAACCUGAACCACGUGCCACAACCCCAACCCUCUGAUUGGUUAAUGUGAAUCGCGUGAUCUCUUAAUGGAGGUUAAAAAGCAGGUGGUAAAGCCGUCAGUGUGGAACUUACUAGAACGUAAGAUAGCACCAUUAUGGGUUAAUGAUGAUCGGGAGGAUGUCAUAUUAGCAAAGAUACAGAAGGAGGAGGCAGAAGAGAGGGAACUCGCCAAGGCUACACCUCAAUACCAGAUUGGGAACAUGAGGGAUGUAUGCAGAAUGUUGAUAGACCAACACAAGGAACCAAAGUUAGACUUUGCACCUCAGCAAACUAGGAGUAAAUCUAAGAUAGAGCAGGAGGAACAACAACAGGACACAGGACUAAAGAAGCUGAUAUUUGUGGAGAUGGAAGAAUACCCGGGUUUCUUUGACACCCCCUGUGAUCUGCCCCAGAAAGUAGAGACUCAGUCCAUUAUGAGAAUUGUAACAUCCUCCAUCAGAAUCACUGAGAAGCCGGGCCUGAUGAGGGAGUGGAAGGAUUUCUUCUUUUCUGAAGAAAGUCAAGACAUUCUUCACGACCUAUUCUGGUGGUUCUUCCUCAAAAAGUUCCAGAAGCCUCCCCCGGAGUCACUUAGCUUUGUUUAUGAGCGGGAACUGCGUGAAAAAACAUCACUUCUGUUCGGAAGAGUAGCAAGAACAUACACCAUGCUUCUGAACGGUACUUUCAGGUAA
Molecule: messenger RNA, 777 nt
Organism: Bolinopsis microptera
Lineage: Eukaryota; Metazoa; Ctenophora; Tentaculata; Lobata; Bolinopsidae
Product: protein FAM227B-like
Exons: 5
Coding region: 133-777 (214 amino acids)
Source: RefSeq, a predicted model, not a curated record